Messenger RNA from Cloeon dipterum, 5798 nucleotides. It is a transcript of the gene alpha-Man-IIb, whose product is annotated as alpha-Mannosidase class II b. Gene Ontology annotation, molecular function: alpha-mannosidase activity; carbohydrate binding. Lineage: Eukaryota; Metazoa; Arthropoda; Insecta; Ephemeroptera; Baetidae. Bases 79 to 3504 code for a protein of 1141 amino acids. The transcript is spliced from 11 exons. The record is from RefSeq and is a predicted model, not a curated record. Gene Ontology annotation, biological process: protein deglycosylation; N-glycan processing; mannose metabolic process. Gene Ontology annotation, cellular component: Golgi membrane.
UCGCUUGGCAUCGAAACGCGACCGGAGGCGGAGAGACCGACCAGUGCUGGUCGGAGGCAGGAUGGAGGCGGGCGAACAAUGCUGAAACUCGUGCGGAGGCGGUACCUGCUGCUGGGGGCCGUGGUGCUCAGUCUGCUGGCCGGCGUCUACUACGCCAACUUCUCCGCCAGGGACGAGACGGCCGUUCCCGCGGGGGCCCACUUCCUGUCCGACGAGCCGCGGGCCCCCGCGGCCGCCCCCGCGCACACCGAGGCCCCCGACUGGCACGAAAAGGAUGCCUUCGUCUCGGCGGACAACUGUCCGACCCGCAUCGACCCGGCGCCGGCCGACGUCGACACCGUGCCCACCUUCAAGCAGUUCGACUUCCAGCCCAACUGGAUGAAAAGCAAAGAAUACUGGGACGGCCAAUUUGAAGAAAGAUACAAAAAGCGGAAAGCGGAAUGGGCCGACCUGCCUCUCAAGGUUAUCGUGGUACCUCACUCGCACACCGACCCCGGCUGGCUAAAGACCUUCGAAAAUUAUUUCCACUACCAGUCGAGGGUGAUUCUGAACAACAUGGUGGACAAGCUGCAGCAAUACCGCAACAUGACGUUCAUCUACACAGAAAUCUCCUUUUUCGCCAUGUGGUGGGAAAGCGCCCACCCCACAAAGAGGAAGAUCGUGCAAAGUCUGCUGGACGAGGGCCGGCUGGAGAUCAUGACGGGUGGCUGGGUCAUGACCGACGAGGCCACGGUUCACCUCUACGCCAUGGUCGACCAGCUCAUCGAAGGACAUCAGUGGGUGAAGAACAAUUUGAACAUCGCCCCGACGACCGGCUGGUCGAUCGACCCGUUCGGACACGGCGCCACAGUGCCGUACCUGCUGAAGGCGUCUGGGCUGAACGGCACCAUCAUCCAACGCAUCCACUACGCCUGGAAGCAAUGGCUGGCGCAGCGGCAGAUGGGCGACUUCAUCUGGCGCCAGAACUGGGCCGGCGACGAGGACGCCAUGAAGGCCAGCGACAUGCUCACUCACAACCAGCCCUUCGACAUUUACUCCAUCAAGCACUCCUGCGGACCCCACCCACAGGUCUGUCUGAAUUUCGACUUUCGCAAAGUUCCUGGCGAGUACACGGACUACUCGGUAAAGGCUGUCCCGAUCGACGACAAGAACGUGCGUGAAAAGGCCGACCUGCUGCUGGAGCAGUACGGCAGGACGGGCUCUUUGUUCCCGCAUAAUGUGGUGUUGAUGCCGCUGGGCGACGACUUCCGCUACGACCAUGAUAUAGAGUGGGACCAGCAGUACAUCAACUACCAAAAGCUCUUUGACUACAUCAACUCGAACCCCACCCGAUAUCAAAACACGCAAAUUGGCUUUGGCACUCCAUCACAGUAUUUUAAGGCGAUUCAAGAGAGAAUGGACCAAAUGGACAUGCAGCCGCACACGCUGAAGGGCGACUUUUUCGUGUACAGUGACAUCUUCAGUGAGGGCCGGCCAGCCUACUGGUCAGGCUACUUCACGACGCGGCCCUACUGGAAGCAACUAGACCGCGACCUCGAGGCGAGUCUUCGCUCGGCCGAGAUUCUGUACACGGUGGCGCUGGGCAGGGCGCGCAUGCACGGCGCCAACCGCACCGUGCAGCUGCUCGAGAGGGAUUUCGAGCGGCUGGUGCGCGCCCGCCGCAGCCUCGGCCUCUUCCAACACCACGACGCCAUCACCGGCACGUCCAAGGCCUUUGUCAUGCACGACUACGCCCUGAAGCUGUUUGAGGGCAUCCAGGACACCAUGUCCAUCCAGAGCCGCAGCGCCCACGCCCUCCUGCUGCCGCCCGCCGGCCUUGACUCACCUGAGAAGCCCACCGCCAAGCUUGGACAGAUCCUCCUCUCCGACACUGACCGAGAGACGUACGAACAGCAGCCGCGAAAGGUUCCCAUCCUGGUGCCGCACAAUGAGCCCAGGAGGGUGGUCAUCUUCAACUCUCUGGGUCAGCAGCGGCAGGAGAUCGUUCGCGUGAGGCUGUUCUCGCCGGAUGUGCGAGUGCUGGACACGAACGGCGCCACCAUUCCGUGCCAGGUGAACCCGGUUUGGAAUGCUAGCAGCAUGCUGCAGGACCAGUUCGAGAUCCUGUGGGUGGCAGACCUGCAACCUUUGGCUCUCUCCACUUACGUCCUUGAACGGAUUGCGGUCAAUAGCAACCUUCCAACAAGAGCUGUUGUGUACUGCUCUGACUGCACAAAGAAGGACAAGGAGGGCAUCCCCGAAGCCAGUCCUGAGGGUCCCUUUGAAAUCCGCAAAAUGCAGGCCGGCGACAUUCAGCUGGAGAAUCACAAGCUGAAGCUGCUCUUCGACGGCAGGACAGGCUUUUUGCGAGCCAUUACCAAGAAAGGCACUGGCCGCACGACGCAAUGCGCCAUCCAGUUCGCGGCGUACCCCUCGGCGCAGUUCCACAGCGGCGCUUACCUCUUCAUGCCCGACCCCAAUUCGAGGGAGCCGGAAAAGGAGGUCCUGCAGGACGACAGCCAGGAGAUUGUCAUCAUGUCUGGACCCAUUUCAUCCGAGGUCGUAGUUAGGUAUGGUAAGCUGCUGACAAUCGUGGUCAGGGUGUUCCACGCCACUGGGCCCCUGAGUGAAGGAAUUUCAAUCGAUACCCUCAUAGACUUUGACUCGCCGCCCAAGAACCGAGAGACGGAGCUCUUUAUGCGGCUUGUGACCGAUAUCAGCAACGGACAGGGCCCCGAUGGCUCCGUUCCUGAGUUCUACACCGACCUCAACGGCUUCCAGAUGCAGAAGCGGGUCAAGGUCGAGCGAAUCGGAAUUGAGGGCAACUAUUUCCCGGUCACUUCCAUGACAUAUAUUCAGGAUGGCGGGCGCAGGCUGAGUCUUCUGAUGGGCCACGCGAUGGGCGCCGCGAGCUGGCAGCCAGGUUGGCUGGAGGUGAUGCUGGAGCGGCGGACGCUGUACGACGACUCCCGGGGCAUGGGCGAGGGCGUAGUGGACAACAAACGGACGACGACGCGGCUGUGGCUGCUGCUGGAGGAGCUGGGCGCGGCUUCGGGCUCAGAGGCCGAAGGAUUCUCGCGGCCGAGCCUCUUCGCGCACCACAUGAGCAACGCGCUGCUCUACCCGUCCACGCUGUUCGUGGUGGAGGGCGGCGAGCAGGCCGGCGAGCUGCGGCGCCGCGUGGCGCUGCUGUCGCGGCCCCUGCCGUGCGACACGCACCUGCUCAACCUGCGCACGCUCGCCGACCCGGUGUACGCGCAGUUCCCGGCCGCGUCGGCGCUGCUGCUGCUGCAGCGCCAGGGCCACUCGUGCCGCGUCGCCUCCCACGUGCCACAGUGCGGCCUCUCGGCCGACGGCCACGGCCGCCUCCACCCCGGCACCGCGUUCGCCGAGCUGCAGCUGCGUUCGGUGCGGGAGACGUCGCUCACCGGGCUGCACCCGGGACGCCGGCUGCCCGCGCUCGACCACCUCGCGGUCCGCCCCAUGCAGAUCACGGCGGCAAACGUGACCUUCUCCACCCUGUGAUAGCGAGACGAACGCGUCCACCGCAGGGCUGGCCGAGUGAACAGCCGCUGCACAAAAUUUUUCCUCUUUUUUCCAAAGAAUCGGUAUUCUUUAUUCUAAAAUUUGUAAUUUAAGUUGAAAAAAUCGGAGCGAGAGGUCAUUAACCAUAAGUUCAGAUAAUGUAAGAUUUUUUAUUGUAUUUUAAAAAGCAAUAGAUCAUUUCCCAAUGAGCCCUUUAAUGUUUAUUUUAAUAGUUACAUUUUUUACUUACAUCUUUCGAUAAACAGAGCCGUACAAAUUUUAAUUUUCCUCUCAAAGGUUUCCAUGAAUUCUGGGAGAAAUGAAGUAAUUUGAAAACUUUAAAAAAUAUUUCAAUUUUAGGUUUUGUCUCAUUGAAGUUUUAUAGCUAAUUUAGAAUUUUUCUUGAAAGAAAAUAUAAUAAUCAGACAAAAUUAAUUGGAGCGUAUUUCAUUCAAUGCUUGUUUUGCUUAUUUUGGCGUUAAAUGUCCAUUAUUUCACCAUUCAGAUAUUUCCAAUUUUGAUUUAAAAAAAUUAGACAAGGCUUUGCCACAAACACAAAGUACACAGACCGACAAGAUUAAGUCUUGGUCUGAACUAAAAAAGAGGGGUUUGGAAAAUUUAAAUUAGAUUUUUUCGACCAAAAUUUGUUUAAUAAGAAUUAAGCAGUUAUUUAGUAACGAACAGUUAUUGGUCAAAUUUAUCAAAUAUAAAAUGCAGAAUAAUUUUUGCUUAAAGGAAGCCAAAUUCUUCUUUUAACCUUUUCAAGAUUAAAAAAUUUUAACGACAGCUAAGUGUUUAUAAUUAUUUACAAAUAUUUUGGAACAAUGUAUUUGAAGAUCAAUUAAAAAUUAAAAUUUUAUGCCACGCGUCUUAGCUUUUUGCUAUUUUUUACAGAGUAUAAGCAACUUAAUUGAGACAUAAAUUCUCAAAUUUAAAAAUACUAAUUUUAUUUAUUGUUAUUAAAUCUCUAUUUUCCGCAUUUUAACCACUGUAGAACCGACAGCAAAUGUCUCAAGUUUUUUAGGUUUUUACCGCUAUUGGUUCAUCUGAAUUUGUCUUUCAGCAUGUCAAAUUAAAUUUGUACGCCAGCACUUGGAAGCACCCCCAAAACUCUGGCGAAUCGACAAAAUAUUGAUUUAUUUUAAAAUGAAACUAAAUUGUUUUUGUGAUUAAUCAGAGCGCACCAAAUCUCUCAACUAAAAAUCUCAUUUGGUUUCUGGACCUCGCAACUCUGAUUUUCUUCGAUCAUCAAUAAAUCUACAUUAUAUUAAUUUCAGUUAAAAGCUAUGUUAUUUUUAAAAAAAAGGCAACUGUUAAAUUUCCUGCACGACCACGCUAAGCAGUAUCGUCCAGAAUAAUUUCUCCCGUGAAGUGAGUCUCAGCCAAAAUUUGAGCCGCAGAGAUUCGCAGCCCUGUGAGGCCGCCCGUGUGAUAACUAUUGUGUUUCUCAAUGUGCGUGUGCGUCCCGUAGAAGCUGCAGUAAUCGACUGAGCCAGAGACAAAAAGGUGCAGGGCCUUCCCUCUCCUCUCUGAAACUAUAUUCGAGCGGUUAUAAAAAAAAUCAUAGGCGCCUGGCCGGAGAAUGGGGCCAAACGCCUGUUGCACCAACUGCUUUUUAAUGUAUAAAAAUACAAUUUUAACCGAAGUUUGUGUUUGCUGUCAAACGGAAAGGUGUUGCUGCGGUACAAAAGGAGGCUGUUAAUUCUUAUUUUGCAUUUACACACGCCUUUUGAUUUUUUACAAACUAUAAAACAUUUUUUACGCAACGGCCUCUGGAAAUUUGUACUCGCGGUCACGUUUCCGUGAAUGAUCGGUGACUUUUGCACGUCAAUUAAAGUUGUGGAAUCAAUUUCAACGCGAAGCACUUGCAGAAGAAGUGAGAAUAGACCCUCAACAAUGCUUUUCGCUGCUCGAGGGACCGAUUGUUGCUCUCUAGCUGAUGAGAUAUAAAUGUGCGUUGUUAUUUGGAUCUGCUAUUUAUAUACACACACGGUAAAUAGAGACCGUCUCUUUUUUUAUUUUACGUUUUUCAAGUUAGACUGAACGAUUAUGUGCUCCUAUUUGCAUCGACUCCUUUCAAACAACUGUGUGCUCAAAAUCAGCCCCAAAAUUACCUGUUAUUUUGUGUAAUGAGAGAAUAAUAUAUAAAGAAGCCAAUCUGGAAGGAGCAAAUUAGCCCGUAUCAUAAAUAUUAUGCGUUUAGAAUAUAAUUUUAUGUGCAUCGCAAGGUACCAGAGAUUUGUAUAGAUCCAAGACCUUUUUAAUAAAAAUGGCAGAAAUAAUUAUGUAAAUAA